This is a messenger RNA of Cimex lectularius (bed bug), 3179 nucleotides long. Its product is annotated as ubiquitin carboxyl-terminal hydrolase 15-like. NCBI's taxonomy places the organism in Eukaryota, Metazoa, Arthropoda, Insecta, Hemiptera, Cimicidae. Gene Ontology annotation, molecular function: cysteine-type deubiquitinase activity. Gene Ontology annotation, biological process: protein deubiquitination. The transcript is spliced from 17 exons. The record is from RefSeq and is a predicted model, not a curated record. Bases 430 to 3081 code for a protein of 883 amino acids.
UCCAUUACAAGGCAUUAUUUUCUCAUUUCGGUCUCGGUUCCACCGCUUUCGAAUUUCGUUUUCACAGCGGAGUCUCGCGAGUCGGCAGUGUCUUUGUCCGUCUCUCGAAAAGCCCACCCGAGUCGUCGUCGAACGCAUUGCUGAACGGCCUCUCAGACGGAUCCCCAGUCUCGAAUGAUGCCGAGAUCCGCGACGGCGAGACUUUAGCCUGCCACCCUCUGCACGACGGAGGCGAUUGUUUUCUUCUUCUUCUUCGUCUACAAUCGCACACGGGAUCUCGCGUUGGAAGAAAGACCGCGCCAGUCGCACAUCCCACUCGGAAAACUGUGAUAUCGAAAGGGACUUUUUCUCCUCAAGACCCUCUCUCACUCUCUCUCGUAUUAUUAUUUAUAUAUUAUAAUUAUUUAUUAAAAAUCUAAACUUUACAUCAUGGGGGAGUUGAUCGAAAUGCCUUCUAACGAAGAACAGAAGGAAAUACUGACGAAAAAGCUGAGCAAAUCCAUCGUGGCAGGAGAAACAUGGUAUUUGAUAGGCCAUAAAUGGAUGCGAUCUUUGAAAGAGUUUUUAGGAUUAGCUGAGCAUGGUCGUCAUCUUGAUGUCUCACAUCCUGGCCCAAUAGAUAAUCGCCCAUUAAUCGAUAAUGAAAAGCAUACUUUAAGAUCUGCACUCACAGAAAAGAUUGACUUUGAACUUGUUUCUGAAGAUACAUGGAAUCUUCUGUCAGACUGGUAUGGUGUAAUAGAAGACACCGAACCAAUUGCGAGACAGGCCAUCUCAAAUAACGAGCAUUACCCUAUUGUGGAAGUUUACCCAAUAAAUUUAUCCUGUUAUAAAAAUGGCGAUCGUUCUCGAGGAGAAACCCUGCAAGUUAGCAGAGUUGAAACAUUAGCUCGUGUUGUGGAAAGGUUAUGUAAACCGUUCGAUAUACCGAAAGACAGCGAAGUGAGGCUAUUUAUUGAAGGCUUGAUCAAUGAGCCAAUCGAGGACUACAAAUACAAAAAAAUUUGCGAAACUGAUUUAGUAGGAUGUCAGAAUUGCCUUGUUGUUGAGACGAUGUCAGAGGAUGGAAAAUGGCCAGAAAGGCAUCCUUAUCCUGUAAAAAGUAAUAAAGACAGGUUAAUUCACCAAGGGCCUUCUGGUCGGAUUUAUAAUUCUGAAACAGUUGUCCAAAUACGGCAUAGGCACAUGGCUCAAACCCAAAGCCGUUCGGCACCACCAGGUUUAUGUGGGUUAAUCAAUGUUGGAAAUGCCUGUUUUAUGAAUAGUGUAUUACAGUGUAUGAGUAACGUUCCAGUUAUCACUGAAUAUUUUCUGUCCGAGAGGCACUUGAAAGAAUUAAACAUAAGCAAUCCGUUGGGCAUGAAGGGUGAAAUUGCCAAGGCAUAUGGUGAAUUGAUCAUGAAGAUGUGGUCAGGGAAAUACAGUGAAACUAUCCCCUCUGAGUUUAAAACACAAGUGGGCAAGUUUAAUCCAUCGUUUAGUGGUUAUCAGCAACAUGACUCACAAGAACUGUUAACAUUUCUACUUGAUGGUCUUCACGAAGAUUUGAAUAAAAUUAAACAAAAACCAUAUAUAGAAAUCUGUAACCAAGCUGGAAAAGACGAGAAGAUAGCAGCUUUUGAAGCAUGGGAAAAUUAUAAGAAACGGAACGAUUCUAUAAUUGUCGACACCUUUCAUGGUUUGUUGAAAUCCACGGUCAUUUGUCCAGAAUGUGAAAGACCUUCUGUUACAUUUGAUCCUUUCUGCUAUUUAUCGCUGCCUCUACCCUCAUGCAAAAUGGAUCGGGCUCUUACGAUAACCUACGUUCCAUUUGAUGGCUCAAAGAGAGAAUGCAAAUACCGAUUAAUACUUGCAAGAAAAGAUACAAUUAGAGAGUUGUGUCAAGAAGUGUCAGUCAGGACGGGGAUCCAUCAAGAUCAGAUGCUCGUUGCAGAAAUAACACAAUGCCAUUUCCAUAAGUUUUACGGGAAUGAAGAUAGCAUCGAUCAUAUUGAAGAGAAAGAUGUCAUUAAAGUGUUUGAACUUCCAAUUGUGGUCCCCGCCUCAGAUAAAGAUACUAUGAUAGUUCCAGUUUGUUUUUGGGAGCUUUGUAAACCCAAUGACAAAUACUUGCCGAACCACUUGUUCGGUAUUCCAUUUCUAAUUACCAUCCCUAAAGCGCCGAUUACGUACGAUGAUUUGAAUGAAGUGCUCUUGGAAAAAAUGCAAAGACAUUUUAACCUCCCUGGCAACGUUUCUGGAAGUAACAGUUCUUCUUCCUUUAAUUCAAAUUCCUUUGCUGUUUCUUCUUAUUCCGAUACAUCGUUAGAGAAUGACUUAGAGAGACAGUGCUCUCUUAAUAACAUCGGUUGUGAAGAUUCUUUUUACAAAAUUUAUUAUAUGGAUUCCUCCACUAAUGCAGAACCAAAAAAAUUAACUUUCAACGAUACCACUAUAAAUUUAUCAGAUUUGCUUUCUGGAAAUGAUCCUCCGAGGUAUGGACGCAAAGUAUUAAUCCUUCAGUUUACUUCAGAACAAAGGAGAAAGUUUUUCCAAGAAAGACCAGUAGUUCACGAUCACCUGAUUAACCCUUAUCCUUCUAAUAGGGAGAAAGGGAAAAUAUCUAUAAAUGAUUGUUUAAGCCUAUUCACGACAUGUGAAAAAUUGAGUGCUGACGAUGCCUGGUAUUGCCCAGAUUGUCACAAACAUCAGAGAGCAACGAAAAAAUUCGACUUGUGGAAACUUCCGAAAGUGCUGAUUGUUCAUCUGAAGAGGUUCUCUUACACUCGUUACCGGAGGGACAAAAUAGAUGAUUUCGUUGAUUGCCCAAUUUCAAAUCUGUGUAUGGAUAAAUAUGUUAUCAACGAGGAAAAGCCGUCAAAAGUGUACGAUUUGAUUGGAGUGUGUAAUCACUAUGGAAAUAUGGGUGCUGGGCACUAUACUGCUUCUUGUAAAAAUAAGGACAAUGGGAACUGGUACAACUUCGAUGAUAAUAUGGUUUCACCCAUUCAGACAGAAAAGAUUUUGACAAACGCUGCCUACGUUCUUUUCUACAUCGCUAAAGACUGUAAUAAACCACCUGAUAAUUUGGAUACAAAUUGAUUCCAUCCAAUGGUUUUGUGAUAAUGAGUGUGAUCUAUAUAUACAUAUACAGUAAUUACUUUAUACAGAACAGAAAUAAAUGGAUAUUGAAAAUAGGA